Fimicolochytrium jonesii is the source of this 7281-nucleotide messenger RNA. Its product is annotated as golgi-body localization protein domain-containing protein. The coding region runs from base 1 to 7281 and encodes 2426 amino acids. The transcript is spliced from 4 exons. NCBI's taxonomy places the organism in Eukaryota, Fungi, Chytridiomycota, Chytridiomycetes, Spizellomycetales, Powellomycetaceae. The record is from RefSeq and is a predicted model, not a curated record.
AUGAGCAAUCUGGCGCGCAACAACUUCAUGAAGGUCUUCUUCCGCUUCUUCGACGUCCAGGUGGAUGACCUUCAGGUCAUAUUCCAAGACCCUGCUGGUCAGAAGGUCUUGCAGUUGAACGAGAAGCACAUUGGAGUGAUGCUGCAUUCUAGCGUGAGAUCUGAGAGGCUAGAAGCGUCGACCAAAUCGGUCAAAGGGCCGAACGUUCGCGCAAUCAUCACCUUAGAUCCGAUAGAGGUGGUGGCUCCGAUGAGCCCAUCUGAAGAUCCACGGAUCCUCACAGUGGAAAGCAUCGGCCCGAUCACGCUUGCGUCGCGCAUCUCUGUUUUGGGGAGGGUCGAACAACCGAGCCUCGAUUUGAGCAUCACGGGCUUGUCGCUGGCCGUCAACGACUUGAUGCAGGCAUUCAGUACUAUUCUUGGAAAGGGUCUGCCACGCUCCAGGAGUGCAACCGAUGAACCGCAAAGCCGUGAAGCUGACAGCCGUUCGCCUGCUUCGCCGACGGAUGAUCCUAUCGUGGAAGAUAUUUACGUGGCCAAAGCUCAGAUGGAGAAGGCGAGCCGACAGAUGGCAAUGAUUUUCCUGGUGGACAGGUUCCGGGAUGAAAUAGACCACCUACGGCGGCAGCUGGAAUCUAUCAUUGACUUGAAACCGACGGUCCGUGUAUCCUUCUUCAACACAUCGGUCACUUUCGACCCUUCCCUCAAUUCGGGGUGCGCCCUGGAUGCCUCUUGUCCGGCUGUGAUGUUCAACGUCGACGAAAUGACAUUUCAAAGUCAAGCAGCAGAUAAAGAAGAUGGCCGAACUUCUCUUGGUUUUAGCGUGGUGAUUGGCGAAUUCCACGUUGACCUGUGCCGGAUUCCGCACUUUGAGUAUAGCGCAUAUCAAAUCUUUCUCGUGCCGCGGACCUUUCUCGAUGUUGAGGUUACCGUGCAUAAGAAGGGGCACAAGCGACAAAAGGAGGGCUCUGGAGUUGAUGUACGCGUCAAUCUCGAUGUGCACACCCCGCGACUCAGCGUUACAGACCAGCUGGUGGUCAUGUUUGGCGAGAUCCGCUCUCACAAAACGCAGAGUACAGAACGAGGCCAUGAGACACCGCAGGGCAGUACGACGUGGCAGGCACGAUUCCACAUGGCAAAGAUACUGUUCGGUCUUUUAUCGUCGCGGCUGAGUGUGCAAAUCAUUAGCCCGACAGUCAUGGCACAUGUCGUGGGAUAUGAUGGGUGUGAUACAACCCAAGACGCCGAUAUCUUUGCAGUCUCUGCCGAAACCCUCGCACUGCAGGCCAAAGUUGCUUCCCAAACCCCGCAGGGAGCGUUAGGCAAUAAGGCAUCAUUUCAUGGAGCCGACGAUCCAUGGACGGUGGAGGUUCUAGCAGAAGUGCAGAAUCUGGAGGUUAUUGGCGCUCGCGGACCAUUGGAUAUCAUCCGAGACGAACUACCCGAAAGGCGGGAUUUGCUAUUCAGCUUGGAAAACGUAGCAAUCAACAGUCACGUUCGGCCAACAGCGGACAAAGGUAGCGACGUGUCGAACAUGGGCCAUAUCAACGUCGAAUGUCAUUUCGGCUCCGCUUUCGCCGAUUUUUCACUGCUGCCGCGAACCGACCACAUUGACUACUUCACCUUCAUGGCCAAAGUCGGGGCGGCUGUCGUGAGAUUGCGAGAAUUCACAAAGAAGCCGCAGGCGCCGGUUGCGGCGAAAUUCAUAAGCUUCCCCUUCGUGAGCACGUUACAAGUCGCAUGCUCGCCAAUAUCGAUUCUCCUGGUGGGCGAAGAUUUGCGGAAGGCGAUACUGCUCGAAACUAAAAGCGUGCUCCUCCAGCUUACCGGACGACCGAAGGAGCUGUUAUCUGCAGAGGGCGGAUCGCGCCAGCUCUCUGCGCGUCUCGAAGCGCAGGAUAUCGGUGUUCACACUACUGGGACAUUCUAUUCUACGGAGGAGCCGUACUUUGCCAAGCAGGAGGCCAUGUCAAAUGGACUUGACACGGAAUCUUCCCUCCGGAUUCGUCGGAUUGAAAUGCUCCAUGUGCGCGAGUUUGGCGCGACGGACCGAAACGAGCUCACGUUGCGCUUGGAUGAGGUCGUAGUUUGCUUCAGUUUGCGGAUGUUCUACGUUACCUUGAUGGCGUCGAUAUACUGCUGGAAGCUCGUGAAACUGCUGGAUAUCGAAAAAACUGAGAAGAACAAAGGAAAAGAAAUCGGAACAAAAUCGCCGGUCGUUCAUGUGGAAGUCCAAAGCUUGCUGGUCGACAUCACGCUGCCGGGCCAUGUCCACCUGCGUGUAGGCAUACAACCAAUAUUCAUCGACACCGGCGAAGGACUCCUUGUGCGAGCGCAAACACAACUGGCCACCGUCGAUGUCCUUACAGACGAAGAGCAGCUCAUAUACGAACGCUUGACACAAGUCACCGAAUUGACUGUUGAGUGCCGCAAACCUCCCGGCACGUCGGCCACGAAAGUCGAAGCUGAGGUCAUGUCUGCAGAAGUACGAGUACCAUAUGGCUUCAAAAUGGCCAAGGUGAUUGAGAAUGCCAUCAGUAUGCAGAAGGCCAUCAAACGGCUUUGUGCCGCAGAGCUCGGGCUUCGGCUGAAAACACCAAGCACGACAGGCCAUUCGAUACCAAUCUACGACACGAUACCCAUCAUCAGGGUGCAAAUCUCCACGCUCUGUAUACGCUUCGCAGAUGACCCAUUCGAAUCCGCACUGUCACGGAACUACUUAUUGGGGUUCGAAGAGCAGGAAGGACGUAUAGCCCGCGACAAGGCCUUUCAGACUAAAGCCGCGGCUUUGCGCUCGGUUGAUGAAAGGAGACGAGGUUCUGUGCAUGACGAGCAUAAGCAAUCAACUGCGGUCGAGAACGCCUGGGGGCUCUUGCAGGAGUUCAAUGCUAGGGCGUGGAUCGACCGUUUGCGGAAAGCCCAUAAGGAAACUGAAGGGCCCCCGCCGCUUAUGCACACCACCAUCACCAACAUACAAGUAGCUAUAGAUCCACCUGUUUUGUUAGCGAACUCGAUCGAGCAGACGCUGCAUAUUAUUGAUCCCGCAACGCCAGCAAACGCUCUGUACGACGAGCAGAUUCCCCGGAACGUGACCAUCAGCAUGCACUCCCUGAAGAUGCAGAUUAGAGACUACUCGGCGCCUCUCGUGUGCUUACCGGCAGACGGGAGUGUAAAGCUGGAAACGAAGGGGCUGGUCAUCUUCGCAGAGCAGGUCUCCGCCGCCGAAGCAAACCGCACAGUCGUGAUACCGGUCGGCCUACCCACGGGAGAGGAGGUUGUCGUUGCACGAACUGUUAACCCGAACAAAAUGUACAGCUCCUUGACAACUACCAUUACCACGUCGUCUACGAUACAUGCAGCGUGGGGAGCGUCGUUAGAACCUGGUAUAUCCGAUAUGAUUAGCGUAUUCGACACGUUCACCAAGCCAAACGUGGAUCCUAGCCAACCGCUAGGUUGGUGGGAUAAGCUCCGACUGAUUAUGCACGGCACGCACACCUUGAUCAUCACGGGGGGCGGUGACAUCAGCUUCCGUGUCCUCGGCUCCACUUCUCCGUACUUCGAUGGCCACAAGCAUUUUGGCACCGAAGGCAUGCAGGUCUCGAUGCGAGACGGGGUUCGAAUCGAGGUCAACGGCAGUCAAAUUCCGGGCGAGGACGUGACGAUCGAAUGCGGCGAAUUGGGCUUUGCGCUCCCUUUCAAUGCGCGCGCAGGGCAUCAUCAUCGGGCAAAGGAGGAGGACACUGUUGCGAGGAUGAGGGGCGGGGUUCGACUGGUGUUCGGGUUUGGCUUUGUCACGGAAAGGAAUAGGAGAGAUCCUGCGAGUGGUUUAGUAAAGAGCCAUGCGGACAUUUGUUUGAGAGCUCCGGAAUACAUCGACUCGGAUCAAUUGCGAAAGUGGGACUCUUUCCGAGGAUUCCGGUCCAGCAGCAUCAACAUUACCGUCCGCUUAGAGUCGCCCAAACCAUUCUACGCCGGCCUCUCCGAGCCUUCCAACUCGGUCCAUCUCACUCUAAACACCAUGUCUCGUUUUUUCACCUUCCUGCAAGUUUAUCAGUCAGUUCUGACAAGCUUACCGGUACGGAAGGGGAAGCUAUUCCAGGAGGACGGCCCAGGCCCUUCAAAGCAAAAACUGGGUCGCACAAUCGGCUCCAUCAGGAUUCAAACGUCGCUACAUCCCUUACUGCUCGGCUUCGUUGCCGAGGCGCAGGAUAAGAGCCUCGGCGUGGGGCUGAGGUGUCGCGCCGCGCAAGUCGUCAUGGAUAUGACAUUAUUGCAGAGGGUGAUUCAGCAGCGACGGCCCAAAGAGGAGCUUCUCAAGCGGAAACCCACGAGCAAAUGGAUUUUGCGCGACUCUGAGCUCGAAUUGACAGAUGUGGAAGCUAGGGCUUUAGCAUUUGGGGACUUCAGCGAAGCACGUCCUGCCACGUUGGAAAAGCCUCUAUCAGUGGACGAGCUCGAUCAGCCAGGGGCCAGUGAUGAUAAGGACUGGAUCUUUCCACGCGACGCGCUUCGAAAAAAGAGACCGACUUUGAACCUCGUUCCGUUUGCUUGGACGCCCAAAAUCAUCUACACUAAAUCGAACGACACGAAGGUAUCCGGCGCGCAGGAUAGCACACGGUCUAAGAAGGAUAUUUUCGAGGUGCAGAAGCAUCUGUUCAAGAGCCGACUGCGGGAGAUUGAAGCGGCGAUUCGUCAUUAUCUCGAAAUGCAGCGUGGUCUGGAAUACCGUAUGGCUGUCUUCUUUGACGACUCGUUGCGGCAGCAGUCGCAGAUCAUUGUUGAGAAAAUGGCCAUACUGCACGAGAAAAAGGUCGUGAUUGAGCGUUAUAUUCGCUCGUGUCAGCAGAAACUGGAAUGCGACAAUGUGGGCGACAAAGCGGCGGGCAGAGCCGAGCGCAAGCUUCCCGCGGCGGCUGUUUUCCAACAUCACUUUGUGGUCCACAAUCUCAACUUGAUUUGGAAGAAAGAUGUGCGCAACAUUUUGUUCCAAAUGGUUUCGUUGCAGCAAAAGGCCAUGGCGAUCAAGUUCUGUCUGUCCCAUACGGCAACGAAAUUGAUGGCGCAACUUGUUACGUCCUUUGCGGAGCGGAGAAAUCGUACCGAUGCGCCGGAGACUGCUCAUGAUGUUCUGGCAGAUACGGCAAAGACAGCACCAGCUCCAAAAUCAAGCAUGGUUUUCGCCGAGCUCGACGCAAAUGCAGCACAUCGUUUGCUCAACAAACUUGUGGACGAGAUGGAUACGGCGUUCUUUGUCUCCAAUGAAACAGAAGUGGAGCAGGAUGACGAUGCGGCAGAGUCCAACAAUCGAGGGGCUGCGCUUGCCUUCAACAAUCGCAAAGUGUACUUUCCCUCGAGGGACAUUGAAUCGCCGGACUACAUCUCCGACUCGCAAACGUAUGAAAGCAAUUUUAUGAUGCAGCUCGUGUACCCACAAGUCAACCUUGAAGCUGAAUCAAAGGACAAUCCGUCACAUCUCGAAUCAGUCGUGCUUGCCGCGGAAAGCAUGCAACUGCGUUCGAUCCGCAUUCUGGACGCCCAAGCCAGUACUUCAUCGACCGCCGAUGAGAACAGCGAUAGGAAUGAAGAGAUCGUCAAAUCCCGAAUGGUGGUGAAUAUUUAUGACGCCCAACUUUUCGUUGCUCGCAAGACCGACAUUGAAGUCGCCCCUGAAUUCGAUUUGGACAAUAUUGCCAUGCAUCAACCUUGGGACAAAUCAGAUACCCCGACGGCGGCUGCCUGGCCCAUUUGGGUCCCAAUAGAAUGCAUUGCAGAUCACUCAUCGCAUCCGGGAUUCCUCGAGCGGGUGGUCGAACGCGUUUCUGCGAGUCUUCAUCGCGACGUCCCUAAUCCUUUGUACUUGAAAGGCGAUGUAGCGAGCACCCAGCCGGAGACAAAGCACACCCUGCAGAUCAACAUCCCGACAUUCUUCAUAACCGCCACCGCUAUGCAAUAUAUGGUCAUAUAUGACGUUAUCGAGAACCUUCUGGUGUAUCGAGACCCAGGACGAGGCGAACAGGUGGAGAAGAUGACCAAGAUGCUACUCAUCUUGGAGCAGAUGGAGGAUUUGCGGAAAGUGCAAGAGACGGUCUUGCUACUUCAGCAGAAGAUCAGGCAGACGGAAGCUAUGCUGCACACCGAUAUGGACAACAGUGGGUUGACAGUCGGAGCCUCUUCCCAUCGGAAUGCGGAGAUUCUUCGUCAUUUGCUGCAGUGCCAGGAUGAGUUGAUCAUUGUCGUCGAUGCCAUCAAAGCAACGCAAUCGCUAGAACAGAAGAAGAAAUCAGCGGCGAUCUCUUCUGAAAUCUUGAUCAAGAUGGGCAAGAUGGUCUGGUGUAUGCUGACUGACGAGCAAACGCCCCUCUGUGAAUGGACGCUUGAUAAAGCGCAGUUUGGUGGGGUCCAUCACGAGGAUCAGACGGACGUCAACACGCUUCAUAUCGACAAGCUUCAUCUGGAGAACCAUAUGUCGGCUAUGAACUCCUUCAAGGAGGUCAUUGCGCCUUAUUCGCCCGACAUGACUGAUGUGGACUUCACCCGGCACAAGAUGAUUCGCGUAUACUGGCGUCAGAUGGCACCUGUUGCUGGCAUCAAAGUGGUCGAUCACUUCGAAGUCAACAUAUAUCCCCUUCUCAUCCAAGUAACUUACGAUAUGGCGAAGGAGAUUGUGUUUUAUCUCUUUCCGGAGAAGAAAGCCAAGGCCGCCGCGAAAACCCAUGCUCAGCAGUUGCAUAAUACCAGUGACGAUAAGCAGAACCGAAGAUUCCCCCGCUCCGAAUCUGCGGAUCAAAUCGCGAACAGAAGCUCUCGUUCUUCCGUUUCAGACCUCAGUUUGCGAAGAGUUUCCUCCACGAGCGCCGAUAAUGUAGCUGUGGUUGAUGACAAGCUUCGACCGAGUUCACCAUCGGAGCCCGAUAUGUCUCCCCAGACUGAGAGAAAGCGACGGUUUAAGAGCGGGACUUUCUCAUACAGUCACGGGAGAACCCUCAGCAGUAAAAGCGAGACCAAGGAGGAGGCGUCGUCGUCUCCGAAAUUGCGACGAAAGGAGACGCGAGUGAAUGAACUCAAACAAAUGCAAGCCAGAGCCUCGGAAAAUCGAUCGUUCAUCUACAUCAAGAUGCCCGGAGCCAAUCAUUGUUUGAGUUAUCGGGGGUCGAAAGAGAAAAACAUUGAGGAUUUGUACAUGUUCGCGUUCAAAAUGCCAACGCUCGAGUUUCGCAACAAGACUUGGACGUGGCUUGACUUCUUGGACGCUGUAAAGAAAGAAUUAGCGAAAGUGUUCUGA